CAGAAGAUAUACUAGCAAAGCUUCUUGACAGAAUGGAUCAAAUGAACUCAAAGUUCAACGACAUAGUGGCAAGAUUAGACUUAUCCCUUACUCAAAUUGAUAACAAUAAGAGAGAGAUAGAAGAAGUAAAGGAAAAACAAGAAGGGAUUGAGUUUGACAUUGGUUCAAUCAAAGAGAAAUUGCAUGCACAAGAAAAGGAGAAUGAGAAGUUGCGCGAACGUAUGACUGACCUAUCCGCCAGGGGAAUGAGAAACACACUUGUGUUCCAAGGAUUUCCAGAGGGUGCUGAGAACAAGAAUUGUGAAAAUUUGAUCCAGUCAUUUGCCAAGUCGCAUUUGCAGAUUGAAGCUGAAGUAAUCAUCGAAAGAGCACAUCGCAGCGGAAGCACCUCAUCACCUCGACCAAGGCCAAUUAUUGCAGCUUUUAAUCGGUACUCGACCAAAAACAUGAUCCUGGUAAAUGCACGUCGCUUCUUGAAGGAGAAACCCUUUGAGCACAAUGGAAAGCAUCCUAUUUACGUGGAUGAAAUGUUGCCCAAGGAAAUUCGUGAACAACGGAAGAAGCUGAUUCACAUCAAGAAGAAGCUGAAAGAGGAAAAUACAAGGAGAGUGGUGUACUUCAAGUAUCCUGCUCGCAUCUUCUACAAAGAAGGAAAAGACGGGAAGGAGAGAGAAUACAAGAUGAAAUAACUCAAAACGUCAAAGGAAAGAAAAUGUUAUCAUUCCACAUCAAAAUGCCGGAAACAUUAAAAUAAAAAACACAAAAACAUGAAUAAUGUUAUAGAGUUGGACUUACCUCAUCUACUUAAAAACAAGAAGAAAAGUAAAAAAGGAAUACUUAGAUUAGGAUAAUGACAAGAGCUUAAACUUUUAUUCUUAAAAAAAGUAUUUUUCAUGAACUGAUUCCAAGAGUGACCUUUUAUAGGUGAAUAUGUGGAAAAAGCACUCAAAGGAGAAAAGGAAAGACCACGAUGUAGAGCGCCACCUUGAUCUCCCUAAGGCAUACAGAAGAACUAGCCUUCGUUAUGAUUUGUUUUCUGUGUUUUUUGUUUGUUGAACCUGAUUGUUUAAUAUAUGUUGAACCUGAUCAUAUGAUGGUGGUACUUUUAAGUAAUUCAUAUCUCAACUAUGGACUUGAAGUUGAUGACACAUAAUGUUAACGGACUGGGGGACUUUAAAGCAAGGAAACGUUAUUAUAAUUAUAUACUUAAACAGAACAAAGAUAUUAUCCUUUUACAGGAAACUCAUUCUGUAGAAAAGGAAGAAUCAUUAUGGAGAAAUCAAGUUAGAUCUGAUAUCAUUUUCAGUCAUGGUACUUCUAAGAGCAGAGGAGUAUGCAUUAUAUUAAGAAAGACACCUGAUUUUAAAGUGUUAGACUCCAUUAAAGAUAUAAUGGGACGAUUUUUAUUGGUUAAAGUUGUAAUUCAGAAGAAAGUUUAUGUGAUAUGCAACAUAUAUGCACCAAAUAAUGAGACAGAUCAGGUUGAAUUUUUUAAGAAGGUAGAAUUGACCAUACAAGAUAAUGUUGAAUAUGGGGAAAUUCUUAUAAUUGGUGGGGACUUUAAUUUAAUUCAAAACCUUGAUCUGGACAGGGCAGGUGGCUCAAUGAAAAGCAUUUGGAAGCACUCUGUGAA
This is a messenger RNA of Lytechinus variegatus (green sea urchin), 1633 nucleotides long. RefSeq lists its product as uncharacterized. The transcript has a single exon. The record is from RefSeq and is a predicted model, not a curated record. Gene Ontology annotation, biological process: retrotransposition. Gene Ontology annotation, molecular function: single-stranded RNA binding. Lineage: Eukaryota; Metazoa; Echinodermata; Echinoidea; Temnopleuroida; Toxopneustidae. Bases 33 to 689 code for a protein of 218 amino acids. Gene Ontology annotation, cellular component: ribonucleoprotein complex.